Amoebophrya sp. A120 is the source of this 4971-nucleotide messenger RNA. The record is from the annotation of a GenBank genome assembly. Lineage: Eukaryota; Dinophyceae; Syndiniales; Amoebophryaceae.
AUGUCAAUAACAGCCAGCUCUGCGUUGAUUUCAGGAACCAGUGGCGGCAAGAUGAACGUGCUCAACGGCAUCUUGACCGACUUGUACAUGGUCUUUCUCCUCCUCGCCAUAUGGGAGCUCAUCUUCGGCCAUGACUUGCUCUUCCAGCCCGCGCGGGUCGCACUCGUCGCCAUCACUGUGGUAUCAAGUAACGUACUGCUUCAAAAGAUGCAAAGAGCCUUUGUGGCAUCUGAUGGAAAUAAACGCUGUGGUAGGGAAUUGUGCGUGACAUCAAGUCCAGAAGCGUUGAUGUAAGUAGCUUCACCUUCAUCAUGUGCGGCAAAUUAUGCGUCAGCUUUGUUUUCCAUAUCGAUAUCAGGUACUCCUGUUUGCGAUUCCCUAUCGCAGCUUGACAAGUAGCUCAACAGAAAACGCCGGCGCUGUGCAGAGUAUGUGUGCGAAUUUUUGAGUCAUGGGUGGUCAUUGUGAUUCGGCGUGCAGCUAGAUAAUUGCAACAGCGUGGUCGUGUGGCAUGUUGAUAGCCAUAGUCUCAUUUCGCCAUGAGUAGAGAGGACGAGGCAACAAGAAAGUGAACAAGGAAGACGUCAGAAUUCGGUUCAAGUUACGGCCAAAAUGUUGAAAAUAGAAUUGGUCCGCACGUGUUGAUGUACUAGUUGUACCAAAACUAGCAUCGGGACACAGAGUUUUUAGCUGCGCGCCGCAAGAACUUUUUGCCCUAAUGUCUCAACUUUCAGCCGCAUAGUGUGGAGAAGGCCUUUCCAGCAGCAGACUGCACAGGGGCUUCCCAGGGUAGAAAAGACCACGAAAACCGGCAGCAUAAAUGGACUCGAGUACUUACUUCUUACGCAAUAUAUUUUUGAAAUUAAUAUCGCAGUUGAGUUCGUGUUCGCUCUAAUGGGUGAUCCUCUUCCAGGAUUUUAUGUUUGCACUUCCUUUAUGAUGUAUAAAGUGACACUGCAACAAGAGGAACAGAACUACUUAUUGUGGGUAGAAUUUAUAUGUAGUCAUGGCAUAGUAGGUAGAGUAGUACUGGCACGACCAUAUUUUUAGAAUGACAAGAAAAAGAUAAUAUGAUGAGAAGUAAUAUCUAAUGCUACAUACGAACAGGUAUGCAAGUAGCGAAAUGCAGGGCUGGCGACCCGCCAUGGAAGACGCCGCCUGCGCUGAGGACUUCUCCGGCAGCGGAAUUUCCUGCCUGCAAGAUUGGGCUUUUUUCGGGGUCUUCGACGGGCAUGGAGGUGUCUACUUACGAUAUACAUAUAGGCCUUAAAAAAUGCAUCUCUCCGACAAUGAAUUCGCUUCAAAAUUUGAUUUUGAGCUCAAAUCUGUAAAAGAAAAUCUUAGAUAAAAAAAAAUCACGGACGUCGGAACAAGAAAAAUUCGAAUGAAAGUAUCAUCUACUUAUUUAUCAGGUGCCGCCGUCUCAAGAAGGAUAAGCACGGAGUUGCAUGGCCACUUUUGCGACAUAGUAAAGAGGAAAUAUAGCAACGCAAGCAGCAGCAUAGAGCCCGAGCAGGUGAAAUACGCCCUGGGAGAAGCGUAUUUACGAGUUUUCUUUUUGGUUUUCUGCUCGACCUCUCCCCGUCAUUUCAUCGUAUUUUUGGAUAGCAGUGGGUCAUGAUGAUGUAGUUCGAUUUAUAGAAUACGUCGAGCAUCAAUUUAUAUAUGUAUUCGAGGUUGGUUAAGUUUAAGUGGCUAUCUUUCAGAUAAAAAAUUUGUGGAUGAUUUAUGACAUUUACCACCUGAAAACAGAUUCGCGAUGAUGGACUUGGCACUUCGAAGAGAGAGUGUCAACGGCGAAUUUUAUGGCAUCAGAAACGAAUAUGAGUGGGGGUGUUGCUAUCUCGCGUUUGCUUAUCACACAGAAAAAAACUAGCAUAUCCAUGUCAUUUUUGUUGUGCAAACAAAAUCAAUACACAAGGAAAAUCUGUGCUGCAAUGCUCACUCCAUCAUGAUCUACUUCAUUAUUAUCAUCAUUCAUGGUGGUUUGCAGAACCGAGCUUGCACACGGCCAGUGAGUUAUGCGAGUCGCAGACUAAAACAACAGCAGAAAAAAAAAAACGCCCCUUUUUAUAAUUCCGUCCUGCUUGCAUACCUGUGAUUUCGUAGGCUCCACCGGCAUUGUCGUGGUGUUGAGCGGGCGCGAUCUCGUCUGUGCCAAUGUGGGAGAUAGUCGAGCACUCCUGGCCCGGGACAACAAGUGUCUCUCCUUGUCUGAAGAUCACAAGCCCGAGAUGCCACAAGUAAGAUUGGUGUAUGUACUUAUUUUGCUGUCGGUUCAUUGGAGGGCGCCAUGCUACUUCACUAGAAUGAUGAAGGUAUGAACGGGAUAAGGAUAACUCGGACGUGCACCUUGCAACCUAGGGGUUUCCUGUGUGUGUUGGACGACGCUCCAGAAAGUUUGAGUUGAGUAUAACGCUGGCACGAUCUUCAUAGUCACGACGUCGCAUCGCGACGAUUCCGUUCAACAUACAGCAACUAGUACUUAAGUACUUCGAAAUAUUACCAGGAGCGCAAACGAAUCGAGAAAGCAGGCGGCAGCGUGGCACAAAUAGGACCCUGCUACCGUGUGGACGGCUGGGGCUUGAACCUCUCUCGUGCCUUUGGCGAUUUCCACUACAAGGGCAGGCCAGACUUGUUAUGAGAGAACACAACUUGUUCCCUUCCUCAUUUGUCAUGCAAAAACCUAAAUUCACUAUCACUCAUCUUCCUCCGUUCUUACCAAUUUUUGCAUAGCAUGUUCCGCACCAGCAGACCAAAGAAACUAACAGCAUCUUAGUCUACUUGCCUGAAUUUGUUACGCAAAACAACAAGCUCGGCUCUUGCCGACGCUUGUGUUACAGCUGUUCGUGCAUGAUUGCGCAGGGGUGGAGGGGGAGUUGUGCAUUUUCAUACUCGGAGCCGUGGGAGCAGAAGGUCUCUGCGGAGCCGGAAAUCCGGAUUUUGCCCCUCCAUGCUAGUACCGACAACUACCUCGUGCUCGGAUGUGUAUCCGAUCGACAUACAAAUGCAUUUCAAGAAAACCUCAGCUGUUUUUCCUUCUGUCUGAAAGAUGCACCAUGAGCAGCUGCUUUGCUAGUACUUUGAUAUUUUUCAUAAAAACUUUUGUUGAUGCCGCCAAUAUAAUAAAUUGCAUUGAAUCUACUACGUAAUUUUUCUUCUGCAUAUUGACCUUGUCCAAUGUUGGGUACGCAGCAAGUCAGAUUUUUUUUGUUGACACGACUGGGCUGCGUGUUGAAAUGAAAAGUUUGCUUGCAUACCCUGACGGAGUGUUUGAGCUGCUGAAGAACCAGGAUGUCAUAGAUUUCGUACAGAAAGUGAUCCUUUUUCCUUUUUUUUGUAUGUCAAAAAAUGCGGGCAUAGUACCCGGCUAAUGUGCAACUUAUUUUUCGAUUUCAUUGAUGUGAGUAGAUUGCAACAUUAUGAUUAUCGUAUUGUAUUUCGGUGCAGGUACAUUGAUGGCAUGUUACUAUUUUGGUUCAUACAACCAGGUCUGCGAGACAACGCGCGACGGCUCGUCUAGCAUCUCACAAGUGGUUGAAUCGCUGCUAGACCAGUGCAUUUCGCCGAAUUUGCUGGUCACGCAAGGAAUAUCAACUGCAAUUAUGUCUGGGUCUCGAAGAAUGCAAUGGUUUUCAUUUGUGUUUUGCAUGGCCCAUGAUGCCUGUAAUGCAUGGCCUAGCGUCACAGAUUAGAUUUCACCCAAGAAGGCUUCCUGAUGCCUAUUCCGCAUGGCAAAUGCCCUCCCCGCGUAUUACAAACUUGGCUCCUCUUGUUGGUCAUGCGAUGCAAAUAUUUUUAGAAUCCAAACACAGCAGCACAAGGUGCAACCUUCCAGACCCAGACAUACUAUUUGCAAUGCAUACGGAAAGGGCGGCGACAACGUGAGCGCGAUCGUGAUUCGGCUGGAAGUAUCAAAAGAAAAAAUCCCCCCUCCCCAUAUCGAAAUGGAAAUCUGUGAUGCAGGAUUUGGGUACACAAAUCGGAUUUGUCUUGCAGUAAGGCAUCGCAGCCAGAUCCUCGGCCUAGGUAGGGGCGUAUAGGUCUAGUUGCUUAGCAUUGCAAACGGGUGUCCCCUAGGCGCAACAGCAUGCCAAAUCGCUUCCAUAAUGGUGCGGAAGCCUCUCCGCGUGUCUUCUUGCAAGACAGGCGUGAUUUGUGACCUCAAAUCAGCAACGGACAGGCGUGUUGGGGGUGAGGGACCCCCAACGAGGCCUGCGGAUAUCAUGGGGAACUAAGGCUCAAAUCAGCAACGCGAAUUUUCGGAAACAUACCUUUUCGAUAUGGGGAGGGGGGAUUUUUCCUCUCAAUAGGAAGGGGCAAUAGGCACUACAGCGACAGCGACAACAAAUACGACGGGCACCUCCGCCGGAGGGGACAAAAGCGACGGAAAAGUCAUAAACAGAACAAGCACGACCUCAUAUCCUACAGAACUACCGAUACCCAUAGAAGUGCCCCAGAGUCUUGUGCUGCGGAUUUGCAAUUAUUUGCAUGCCCACAGCCACAGCCCGGUGAACGUAUAACCUUAACGACGUCUUAUAUGCGGACUUACUUGUUCCUUUUCCACCGGGUCCGGGAUUUAUUUGACUCCUGUUUGCGUCUGGCGAUUAGAACUGCUCUAAUUCCUUCAACAUGAGUUGUGCCAGGAUCAUGUUUAAAAAAUUAUAGGGCUUGUUUGACUUUUCACCUCAAGAACUCUAGGCUCGACUAAUAUAGUGGCGAACAAUCUUCAUGAUCUUCACAACAGUUUCAGGGUUCGUGCAGCGAAGUUUGCAAAACUGUCAGAUUCAUCGCGCGUUCUGAUCUUGACUUCGGGGUGGGUACGUUUUUGCACAGGAUACCUGAUCCGGAGGCGGGGCUAAGGAAGACGACGGCGGUGCGGGGAUAACGACCACGGGGGGCGGCGCUGCAGCUCCGCUCGGGUCGUUGGCCGGCGCGUCAGACGGAGGGGGGCGGAGUAAAGAUGCCUGA